Molecule: messenger RNA, 1926 nt
Organism: Pseudozyma hubeiensis SY62
Lineage: Eukaryota; Fungi; Basidiomycota; Ustilaginomycetes; Ustilaginales; Ustilaginaceae
Exons: 1
Coding region: 1-1926 (641 amino acids)
Source: RefSeq, a predicted model, not a curated record
AUGUUCGAAGAGCAGAUAGCACCGUCUCCUGGCGUCUCCUACCCGUGGUCUGCGCGUCUCUCCACCUCCGCCUCCACCAGCGCUUCCACCACCGCACCUCCCACUCCACCCUCGCAACUUCCCUUUGGUGACGAAGGGUCGCACCACAUACACGCAAAGGAUCAAGAGCACCAGCUUCCCGAACUCCACCUGCUCAACAUGUCGUGCGACGAUGCACUCAGCGACCUCAGCGACGAGGCCGACGGCUUCUUCUCUCUCGAUAUGGACGUCAGCAUUGACCAGCAGCUGCAGGAAUCUCAUCCUUCCAAUCCGUCAUCACACGCAGUGCCAUCAAUAUCCUCGUUGAAGCAGCGACUGGAAGCAUCGCCUCAGCGCAACAGCCGCGACACUUCAGCCUCACCACUCGCUCACCCUGCGGUGCGCAGAGCCUCCGAGACCGUCGCCUACUCGUCGUCUCCACUCCAGGGCGUCGGACUCGACCCCAUCAUGGCUUCACGAUCUCGCAACUCUCCCGCCCUCGCCCCCGUCAACGCAAGGGAAGCUUCCGACAGCCCGACAUCGGCGAAUAACGGAUCGCGUCAUGCAUCUGCGCCUUCCUCCUUCGGCCCGAUUGCGCCAGAAGUGGAUCAGAAGGGCAACCUCGAGUACAAGCUCAAGAUCCUCCCUCCCAGCAGGGAACGCUUCGAUCGUCUCGUUACGCAGCUCAAAUGGAGGCUGCUCGAAGGUGGUGGGCUCGCUGUCUACGAAAUUGGCGUUCUCGACGACGGCACCUUGAUAGGACUCGAUGCAGACUCGAUGAAGGAUUCGCUCAAGCUGCUUUCGUUGAUGGCAUCGGAAGUUGGCGCGCGUUGUCAUGUACAGCGUGUGCUUGCGCUCGAGAAGGUCAUCGUCCCAAACGGUGAUGCAUCUGCCUCAUUCGCUGCUCCAGCCGCCUCGUCGCGCAUCGCUUCCUCAGAGUCGGAUCUCAGCUUACGCGCUCUGUCGCCUUCCGAGGCGACGCAAAUGCUGCAGCCUUACAUCCACACCUCCACUGAAGUGGACGCCGACACCCGCGCACAGCUUCUCGAGACGGGAUCAGCCGGGUUGUACCGCUUCGACAUCGCUGAACAGCAGCUUCCCAUCCCACUACCUCUUGCGAACUUCGACAUCGACGCACCCGAUGUCGCUGUUGCUUCAAUAGCCGCAGUCGACCCUGCCGAUUCUGCCGCCUUGACCGAUGCCACCUCUUCCGACGCCGACACAGCCAUAUCAGCUCCAACCAAACGACGCCUGCUCAAGUCUAGCAUCAACGGUCUUGCUUCGAGCAACAAUGAGAGCUCAGGCUGUGUUCGACCCAAAAAGAACAUCCUGCAAGGUCGCGACCAAUCUGCCAUUGUGUAUCUCGCCUCGAAGGAAGAGAAGCGCAUUAUGCGUGCCGUUGAAGCCGCCGCCGCUGCUGCCGCCGCCGAAGCUGAAGAGGAAGCAGCAAUGGCAGUUGCCAACGCCAACGCUGCCAAAGCCGAAGCGCAGGCGGACCGUGCACUCUGCCACACGGAAGCACAGGAGCGCAAGAUGAUGGCCAAGAUGACGCGUGUGGCCGACUCGGUACAGCCCAAGACGGCUCGUGCUCGUGCUCGUGCCAAGAAGACGGCUGCCACCAACGAAACGUCUACCCCAUCAUACUCGGCCAGCCCAUCCCCUACCGCUUCGCCAGCAUUGGCUGCGGUGAAUGGAGCUAGAGCAGCAUCGUUCUGCUCCACAGGGGCGUAUACGGGAUACGAAACGGUGAUGUCUGCUUUUGGCGUCUUGUCAGAGAGAGCUGCACGUACGUUGUAUGGUGGUGCCCAUUUGGAAGAUGAUUCGGUGGUUGAUGCUGGGGCAGAAAGCGUCGGGUUGAAAGCAAGGCUGAUCGUCGAAGCUGUGGUCAGGAGGGAAGCUGCUUCGUAG